This is a messenger RNA of Jaculus jaculus (lesser Egyptian jerboa), 1281 nucleotides long. It is a transcript of the gene Ambn, whose product is annotated as ameloblastin. Gene Ontology annotation, biological process: odontogenesis of dentin-containing tooth. Gene Ontology annotation, molecular function: structural constituent of tooth enamel. The transcript has 11 exons. The record is from RefSeq and is a predicted model, not a curated record. Bases 1 to 1281 code for a protein of 426 amino acids. Lineage: Eukaryota; Metazoa; Chordata; Mammalia; Rodentia; Dipodidae.
AUGUCUGCAAAUAAGAUCCCACUUUUCAAGAUGAAGGGCCUGGUCCUUUUCCUGUGCCUACUGAAAAUGAGCUUUGCAGUGCCGGCAUUUCCUCAACAACCUGGGGCACAAAACAUGGCACCUCCCGGCAUGGCUAGCUUGAGCCUGGAGACAAUGAGACAGCUGGGAAGCCUGCAGGGACUGAACGCACUUUCUCAGUAUUCUAGACUUGGCUUUGGAAAAGCAUUUAAUACGUUAUGGCUGCAAGGCCUCCUCCCACCACCUUCCUCUUUCCCAUGGAUAAGACCAACAGAGCACGAAACACAACAGUAUGAAUAUUCUUUGCCUGUGCACCCCCCACCUCUCCCAUCACAGCCAUCCCUGAAGCCCCACCAGCCAGGCCUGAAACCGUUCCUGCAGCCCACUGCUGCCACAGCCAACCAGGACACAGCCCAGAAGGGAGGGCCUCAGCCUCCAAUGCACCCGGGACAGCUGCCCUUGCAAGAAGGAGAACUCACAGCAGACCAGCAGCAGGAGGUGGCUCCAUCGGAGAAGCCACCAACACCUGAGAUGCCAAUAAUGGAUUUUGCUGACCCACAGUUUCCAUCAGUGUUCCAAAUCGCCCAUGUGAUAUCUCGGGGGCCAAUGGCACAGAAUAAACCACCUGCAUUUUAUCCAGGAAUGUUUUAUAUGUCCUAUGGAGCAAAUCAGCUGAACGCCCCUGCUAGACUUGGCUUCAUGAGCUCAGAAGAAAUGCCUGGAGAAAGAGGAGGUCCCAUGGGCUAUGGAUCUAUGUUCCCGGGAUAUGAAGGUCUGAGGCACACCCUUAGGGGACUGCGCCCCAAUACAGCCAAGGGCGGAGAUUUUACUCUGGAAUUUGACUCCCCAGUGUCUGCAACCAAAGGCCCUGAGAAGGGAGAAGGAGGUGAAAAAGGCUCCCCACUUGAAGAAACCAACCAAGAAGACCCAGAAAACCAAGCUCUCCUUUCUCACAUAGCACCCGGUGCCCAUGCAGGACUUCUCGGUUUCCCUAACGACAACAUUCCCAGCCUGGCCAGGGGCCCUGCAGGGCAAAGGAAGGGACUCCCUGGGGUCACCCCAGCAGCUGCUGACCCACUGAUGACCCCUGAGUUAGCAGAAGUUUAUGACACCUAUGGUGCUGAGAUGACCACACCCCUGAGUGAUGGAGAAGCAACCACGGAAACCACAGCGUCCCCAGACACUCAGCAGACGUGGAUGCCUGGCAACAAAGUGCACCAGCCCCAGCUGGUGCACAAGGCGUGGCACUUCCAGGAGCCCUAG